GACCGAGAAGAAAAACUCCAGUCAGUCUGACGCCAAUGAGGAUGGUAGACGCUGUUUUGACUUAGGUUUUUCAUCUCGCCAUGACUUCAUUGAACAGUCUGUUCUCUUUUACGAGUCCUGCUGUAAAAAAGCUCCUUGGUUGGAAACAGGGUGAUGAAGAAGAAAAGUGGGCAGAAAAGGCUGUGGAUUCUUUAGUUAAGAAGCUGAAGAAAAAGAAAGGUGCUAUAGAGGAACUGGAAAAAGCUUUGAGCUGUCCUGGACAACCGAGCAAAUGUGUCACCAUUCCACGCUCUCUUGAUGGCCGAUUGCAGGUGUCUCAUCGUAAAGGUUUACCUCAUGUAAUUUAUUGCCGUGUUUGGAGGUGGCCAGAUUUACAGUCUCAUCAUGAAUUGAAACCUCUGGAAUUUUGUGAAUAUCCAUUCUCAGCAAAACAGAAAGAAGUUUGCAUAAAUCCUUACCAUUACAAGAGGGUGGAAAGUCCUGUAUUGCCUCCUGUUCUGGUACCAAGGCAUAGUGAAUAUCCUCCAGGCCAUCCUAUGCUGACUGCUUUUUCUCCACAAGUAACUGAUACAGCUAUGCCUCAAAAUGUCAGUUUUUCCCCUCAAGGUUUUACAACUCCUUCACCAAGCAGCACAGCUUUGUCAAGUUCAUUAUCAGUGUCUUCAGGAAUCAGUGUUCCCUCACCUGGUACUAGCAUAAAUAAUUCAGCACCCAGCAGUCCAUUUGACCUAUCUGAAACUCCUCCACCUGCCUAUAGUCCUCAAGAUGAUAGUCAGCAUGGAUCUGAAAGCAAUCAUCAGACAAUGGAUACUGCUGCUCUGCCUUCAGACCCUGAUGUUGCCCCAGUCACUUAUCAGGAGCCUCAAUAUUGGUGUUCCAUCGCAUAUUACGAGUUGAAUUCACGUGUCGGUGAAGUGUUCCAUGCUCAGAAUCAUAGUAUAGUAGUGGAUGGUUUCACAGACCCAUCUAAUAACCAAAGUCGAUUUUGCUUGGGACUUUUGUCUAAUGUUAAUAGAAAUUCCACUAUUGAAAACACUCGGCGACAUAUAGGCAAAGGUAUCCAUCUUUAUUAUGUUGGAGGAGAAGUCUAUGCAGAAUGCCUUAGUGAUAGUGCCAUUUUUGUACAAAGUCGAAACUGUAAUCAUUCUCAUGGCUUUCAUCCCACCACUGUUUGUAAAAUACCACCUGGAUGUAGUUUAAAAAUAUUCAACAAUCAAGAAUUUGCUCAUCUUUUGACUGAAGCUGUUAAUCAUGGCUUUGAAGCCGUUUAUGAACUUACCAAAAUGUGCACAAUUCGUACUAGCUUUGUGAAAGGAUGGGGAGCAGAGUACCAUCGGCAAGAUGUGACAUCUACACCUUGCUGGAUUGAAAUUCAUCUCCAUGGUCCUCUGCAGUGGUUAGAUAAAGUUCUCACUCAGAUGGGCUCACCACAUAACCCCAUAUCAUCUGUAUCAUGACAUGACUUCAGAUCAUUUAUCUGCAUUUUAUGUGCAGAAUAUCAGCUCCUGAUAUAUUUUUGCUUUUACAUAAAUCACUACACUUUUAGAACUAAAGAAAAGUCAUUUCAAGGAAGAUGAACGUCAUACAGUGCUCAUAUUUUGUUGACUGUUGAACUGUGUUCAAUGUGAUUUCUCCUUUUAUACCAUAUUUUCAUUCUGUACUAUGAAAGUAUCAGUGACAAAGUUAGUUUUACUGCAUAUAAAUCAUCCACCUUAAAAAUUGCAUUUAAGAAAAUUUCUUCAGUGACUAAUAAAUACAGGAUUUCUCCUACUUAAUACAAAUUAAUGCUUUUAAAUUUCUGUGGCUAUAAAAUUACAAGUUUGAUUUCAGUUGUCAUUCAUAUGUGCUGUAUAUGAUGAUAUAGCAAAUUAUCUUUAAUAUAUGAAUAUCAAAUUGAUAUAUUAGAUUAAUAUUUUCUGCCAAGAAUUUGAUUUGAGAAUGAUUUUGCAUAAUGAAUAAAAAAUAUUUUAAUAAACUAAACUCGCUCAUAAUUUUAUUGAAGGAAUGGACAAAGCAUAGUAUUUGUGUUUUUGAGAUUAACUGUGUAAUUAUAUAUUGGUAUCAGUGUAUUUGGACUGUACAUGGUAGUAUAAAUGUUUGGAAGAAAGUUUUCAUAGUUUUAUGUUAUCUCUUGUAUUAUAUGUCAUCUUUAUUUUUUUUUCCUUUUUAUCAUGUGCUUUUUUUUUAUUGUGAGCAGUUAAUAUUUUAGGCUUAUGGUUUUUAAUACAAUUUUGUAUUCACGUAUAUGCUGACCAUAAAUUUAACAAAAAUUGAGAUUAUUAAAAGUUCAGUUGAAGAUAUUUUUAUCAUGUGAAUCUUAUUUGAAAAGUAUGUUUUGAUCUAAAAAUUAUGCCUAAAAAUAAUAAACUUUUGGUUAGUAAUUGCACACCUGCCAGCUUUACACAUCCCAAAAACUUCGAGAUUUUCACUCUUUUUUUUUUUUUUUUUUUUUUUUUUUUUUUUUUUUUUUUUGACUCCAUUACACAAGUUUUUACACUCAUGGCUUAUUUCAGUUAUCUAACCUAACCAGAACAAGCCCAUAAAUUAUAUCAUCUGUCUGUGGCAUGGGCCUCAAGCACUGUAUAUUUGACCGUGUGACUUUGACCAGCUCCGCCUAAUUUUGAUCAAGAUAACCUAGGGGGUAGUAGGUCCGAGGAUCUCGUGGUUUUCUUCUUUUUUCCACCAAACCACUCAAGUCAUCCGUCUACUUCAAAUAUCCCCAUGCCGCACAAACUUUAUGCCUUCUCGGGACCCUGGAACCUGAACCCAGUGAAUAAUACUGUAGUCAGGAGCAGUAGAUACUAUACAGAUUUAAGCCUAUGUAAUUAUUUAAUACUGCUUUGAGCAAAAAUUUGACAAAAAAAUUAGUUUUUUCAUCGUUUCCUUUCAUAAAAGUUCAAAAAUAACUUCAGGGGAGAUUGGAUAUCCAUUUAACUGAGUUUAUUUUAUAAUGUAUAAUUAUUGCCCAGAACUGUGUCUUGAGUUCUUUUAUCGUUUUAGCUAGAUGCUAGUAAUCCUUAAAUUACACUAGCUAAAGAAAAUGAACUUUUGAUGCAGGUAUAUAUUUCACUAUUUUUUAAGAAACUUCCAAUUCUAUGUUUUAAAAGUUGUCCAUAAUUUUUCGCAGAUUUUCAAAAUGUUUUUAUAUUUGCUUAACGAAAAUACAGCAUUAGAACAGAAAAUAAAUUAUUAAUGAUGAUUAUUAUGUAAUUAUGGGAUAUUUUUACAAAAUUUUGCACAUUUGAUUUUUAUCAUAAAUGACAUGUGUAUGCCUUUUAAAACCUGUUACAUAUUGGAAACAUAAUUGAACUUGAACCAUUCUUUAUUUGAAAUUUUACCUAUAUACAUUUAUUCAAGUUGGUAGGUAUGUAAUUGCAAUUUCUUGACUGUGUUAGCCUGUUGGACUUAACUUUGAAGAGCUAUAUUAAGACAGCAUUUAUCCACUCAAUUUAUAUAAUUACUUAUUUUGUUGUUUACUUUGAUAAUUUCCCAUUCAUCAGGAUAAUAGUUAUAUCGUUAAAGACUAUAAGAAAAUGAAAUAUUUUAAAUAACAAAAAUUAAUCUGUACUUAACAUAAAGAUACCAAAUAAAAGCAGUCAUAUUGUUUAGAGGGUUAAUAUGGAAUUUCUUGAAUUUUAUGUUUUUCAUUUUUGUAAUUUUUAUUUAAAAUUAUCUUCCAUUAAUAACAUAGUAUGCAAUUUCUGUCAUUAUGAACAGGGUAUAAUUUAAACAUGAUCAGGACUGUUUAUACACCAGUGUAUCUAUGGAGUGAUAAUUUAUAUAUUACAAAAAUGACUUAACAGAUUGCCAUUUGCAAGUCAGUAAAUUACAUGUUAGAAAUCAGAUUGCCUGUUGUUUGACUUGUCUAGAUAAAGCAAUAUUUUUAUCAAUCAUUGUUUUAUAAAGUGUCAUUUUUAAAUGUGAAUGUCUCGCACAUAUACUGUGCUUUAAUUUUUGUUGAUUUUUUAUGCAUGCAGUAGGUUUUCAUUUUUCGUCAUACACAACUAGUUCAUUUAAUUUAAAAUUAUUUAUUUUCUUAUAACAUUUAGUAUGAGGUGUCAUGCAAAUUUCAAAACUGAACUACAAAAGUCUGAAAUAAGCUAGUAAUAAAGCUGUUAUUUUGGAGAUGGGGUGUAGAGUGAUUCUUUAAAAAUAAUGAUUUUGGAUUUGAUAUGUGAAAUGAUUCAGAUACCUUUAUUUGAGCAUUAAGCAGUCAGCUUUUGGUAUGAUAAUUGUGUCAAAGUUACAUAACAUAUUUCAUUGGCUGUGCAUGUAAAUUUCUCACACUGAAAUCAGUUUUAAAGUUAAUUCUUCACUUUAUAGCUCUACUGUAAUAAUAAAGUUGUUUGCAACCUUUGCUUUCAGUUAGUAAGCUUUUUUUAUAUUGUUAUAAUCAAAUAUAAUUAGAAAGCAGUGCUGUUUAGUUAACUUGAUAAUAAGUACUGAAUUGUUAUAUGAAGUAAUUUUUAAUGUAAUUCAUUCUAAAUAUUUAACUUUUAUAUAGCAUAGUUUUUUCACAGUUUGUGUAAUUGAACUGUAAUACUAAAUUUUAAGUACUAUUUAUAUUUGAAUUGCAUAAAAAUUAUAUAAUGUGCAUCAUUUGUAAUAAGUAAUAAAAACUAUGCAACUUUCUUAAGACUGGUUUUAAAAUUGCACUGCUGUUAAGUGUUUUAGCUGGGAUAUUUUCAGCUUGCUCUGCAUGAUCUGAUAUGACACAGAGAAUCUCUUAUUUACCAAACAUUAACCCAUUUUUGUCAUUUAAGGAAGCCAGUGCUGUUAUUUUUAUGAACCACAUAAAUUUUCUCUGGUACACGUAAAAUUGUAUAUCUUACAUUCUGAGAUUCAGGUUCAGGAAAAUAGCACUUAAACCAAACCAAAUGAAUUUUUUGGUUCCUAAUAGAAUCUCUUUAAAUGGUGACUGUCUUUUGGUGCGUUCAAAUUCUUAAUUGAGAAUAUGAAUGUAAUGUUUAAUUAACCUAAAACGAAUUUCCCCCCAUAAUGUAUUCUGACAAGAGUUAUUGUAUAUAAAUUGUUACAUAUUAUGAUUGUAUUUUCAUAUUUACUCUGUUCUGUGGCUUGCAUUGUGAAAUAUCUGCUAAUUAGCUAUUUGCAUAUAUUUGUAAUUCAACUAUUUUGUUUUUCACUGGGAAAUCAAACUUGUUUUGUAUUGGCAGAUUUCAUGUUUGCUGUAUUUAUUCUAUUUUAAAUAAUGAAUGAUUUCUCAUAAGUUUACAAAAACUGCAUUUUACUGAGGAAAGAGUUAAUAUUGCUGUAAUUUUCUUUAAAAAUAUCUAUAACUUGGUAAAAGUUAGUUUGCAACUGGUUAAAGUAGCAUGUAAAAAAAAGUGCUUGUUUAAAUCAGUCACAUCUGGGACUAUUAUAAUAAGCUUUGUUUUAUAAGGAUUAUAUUUUCUGAUCCUUAAUUAUGCUUGCUAUGAUUUUUGAAAAAUUCAGUGAUUCCACUUGCAUAGUUUUCCAGUGUAAGGAGUUUCAUAUAAUUACUAAAUUUCCUAUAUUUAAAGGAAUAAGGGUGAAUUGUAGAAACAUCUAGAUAAUAUAGUAUAUUUGUUUCUUUUCUUCACUUCAAUGAAAUAAAGAAUGUUAAUAUUCCACAGCUGUUGUUCAAAAUAUAGGGUUUAUUUUUUUUUCCCCGCUAUUAAUUUUUUAAAGUUAAGGUGAUAAGCUUCUUUUUGAAUUUACUACCCCUAUAUAACCUGAAUAUUUAAUUUUAGCAAAAUUGCAGUGUCAUUUAUAAUUACAAAAAUUAAUAUAUUGACAAAUUUCAAGGAAUUUACGUAUACAGAAAUUGUGCAAAGUAGGUUUCAUUUUGUUUCUGAAUUUGAUAAAAUUACUCAAGUCAGAUUUAAUAAAGUUAAUGUAUUUAUUGAUUAUUUAAGGAAAUAUAAAUAUUAAUCUUGUUUUCUGUAGGAUUUCCAGAGAGAUCAGUUUCUGUACAGAUAUUUGUUCCUUGUUUCUGUUAUGUGUUGGAAUUCUGUCCUAAAUGAUAGUAGAUUUUGUACUGUUAUCAUAAAUGUUAUGUUCAAACUUUGACUUGCUGUGUUCAGCGUAUUUGUAAAUUAUAUGUACAAAAAAAAAACCUCCCAUUUAUCAUUUGAAUUAACUUUGUUACAUUGUUUUGUAUCUAUGAAAGCAGUGAUUGUUUUAUUCUUUUAUAAGUGAGAUAGAUUUUAGUUGCUUUCAAAAUGUUGCCAUAUUUUACGUCUCUGGACUGCAUUAGCCUUGUCUUAGGACUUUGCUCAAGAAAGCUUGGAAGUACUGACUGAAUUUCAUGCAUGUAAUGUAAAAAUGAUACAUAAUCCCUUUUUUUAUUAUUAAUUUUAAAACUUUUUUCAUUAAACUGUAAUGUGCGAUUAAAAGAGUAAAAUUUUAAAUUUUUUGCUGUAUGAACAUUAAUUAGAUAUGAAUGAAUAUUAACAUAAAAUCCUGGAAGUACUGUAAGCUACUGUGUUAAUAAUUUAAACAGUACUGCUCUGUAUCAUUUUAAAAUGUUAAGUUUACAGUUAUUCCAGUUUUUAUUUGAACAGACCUGAAAUUACAAUUUUAAUUUGUUCCUGUGUGUUAUGAAUUUUUGUUACUAAAGUAUUUUAUUUUUAAAUAAUAUAUAUACUUUCUUAAGUGUAUUAUUGAUUUCCCCCCAUAAUGAAUGAAAGUUAUUUGUCUCCAGAUUCAGAUGCAUGUUAUUCAAGGUAUUAUGAAGCAUGAUGAAGUCAGAAUUAUUUAUUUGCAUGACUUCAAUUUGUUUUGCACUUGGCGAUUAGCAAAAGGAGCCACAUAUUUCCAAGAACUUCAUGAAAGUAGUAGAUAAGAUUCUAAAUGAAGGGUUUAUUAUCUGAAAUAAUGAUUUGUGUAUUUCUAAUCAUAGCUAAAUUAAAAAUAAAACCUUAUUAUGCAUGAUGUACUUCAAAAUGUCAUUUAAAUAUUCACAUAUUGGAAUUUUUUAGUGGAGAUUAUGGAGUGCAGAUUUCAAUUUAUACAUCAAUGUCGGAUAUAUGCUUUCUUGUAAAUGUGGUUUCGUACUACUUAAUGUUUUUACUAGGAGAUAGGGUAAAAGUGAAAUUGUUGCUGAGAUUUGUGAUACAGAGCUUUUGGUAAAUGAAUUUUUGAGAAAAACUGAGCUCUAAGAAAAUGUGAUAAUUUUUUGAUGAACUGUGUAACAACUGUCAUGUUUUACCUGAGCAUUGUAGAUGGUGCUUAUUCAUUUGUACGUGAGUACAUGAAGAAUUUUAGUUUUAAACUACGGAACCAGAUCCAGUGUAUCCUGAAUAUUCAUCCUUCGCAUAAAUUCAUAUAUAAUUUCUGCAUUUGCCAUAAAUUAUAUGUAAAAAAAUUAGGAGCUCUAUGUUUUCUCAUAUUUUUUAAUAAUUUAGCAUUUUGUGUGUCCCACUUUUAAGACUGUUAAAAAAGCCAUUAAAAUUUUAAUUUGUACUUCAGUGUUAAUUUUCUACAAAAUCAGUUGUGCAGUUAAUUUUGAGUGAAAAAAAAAUAAGACUAUUUUGAUGUUUAAGAAGAUUUGGAAAUAUAUAUAUGUAAUCAUAGCUGCCAAUUCUAAUUUUUCAACACAUCUGCAAGUAGAUUACCAAAUAUCCCGGUUUUUAAUUUUUUAGCUUUUACUAGGGAAAACUACUUUAAAGAAACUGUUUCCCCACAAUAAAUAAAAUUUAUUAAAUGAAAUUCUACAAAUUCUAUUCCUCCACUGCUAGUGAAUUUCAGAAUAAAAUUUCCCAUUAAAUUUUGUUUUUAUCACAUUUUGUGAAAUUUUUUUAUAUUAAAUUUUUUUUACUGUAAUUUCAUUUUAUAUAAAUCGUCAUAAUCUGCUGUAGACACUUGUAUGAAGCAUCAAGCAAUGUUUAAUCAGUUAAUAUAUGUACUUGAUUUUGUUUCACUUCACUAUAUGAUUAGGGCCCGAUUUAGCCUAACUGGGGCCCGGGACAAAAUCUGUUUUGGGGCCCCCCUUCUGCUUCACUACUUCAGUAAUGAACAAGAGAACUUUUUCGAGAUAUAUAAAUUUUUAUAAUAAACUUCCUAUUCGAUGUGGGGGUGCCGGGGCAACUGCCCCGUAUGUCCCUGCUUUAGUCAGGUUCUGUAUAUGGUACAUUAUAAAGUUUAUAAACAAAUAAAUAUACAAAUUAUUCAUUUUAUUUUUAUCUUUUAAAGUACUUUAAUAAAUAAAAGCUUUCUUUCUGUACUCGGGAUUUUUCUCAGGAUAAAAGUGUAAGGAAAUUGUUUAAAAUAAGUCAAAGAAGAUAAAAUUUGAAAUAUAAAUGUUUUUUACAAUCAUAUUCAUGUUAUUAAUAGCACAGUAACCUGAAUCAUGUAUUAUAAAUUUAAAUACAUUUGGAGUUUCUUUGAAACACCCAGUUUUAAAACCUGAUUUUUCAGAUUUCAGGAUUGGCAGCUAUGAUAUGUAUAAUGAUUUAUAUUUUAGGAGAAAUUUAAUUACAGUUAUGUAAAGCUUUUAGUUAUGCAUUAUGUAGCAGCAAAUGAUGGUAUAAUUUUUGAACCCAAGUUUUUUUAUUUAGUUAUAAGACUUCUGCUGAUUACAGAUGGACUUCGAUGUUUCUUAAUUCUUUUGCAUUACAUUUCAAUUCUUAAUAUUUUCAUUGAUAAAUACACACCUUUCAGCUUAGUAAACUUUAAAAUAAAUUUAAAAUGUAUUUAAAUUUAUACAUGUGAGAGUUGAAUGAAAUUGCCAUUCCCCCCUCAAUCUGAAAUUUGUGGACAUUUUAUUGCAACUGUAAGGAUGUUGUUUCUAUAUUUGCAAAAUGCAUAACUGGCAACAGAGUAGGAAAUUUUUUAAUCUUGGGAUAAUUUUCCCUGCCUGCUGUUGGUGCUUAUAUUUUUACGCAGAUAAUUUUUUAGCCCUUGGCAGGGAACACAUUGUAAAAAAAAAGAAGAGUGAAAUGCUUAGAUCUAAUAUUUUUAUGAAGAGUUAUCUCUAUUUUUGUUGCUAAGCUGCUUUUAACAUUGCUGCUACAAUAGAUUUUAUAUUGCUUAUUGUAAAUGAAUUUUUAUCAAAAUGUAAGAGGCUUGACUAUAUUUUUACUGUGAAGUGUUUCUUUUAAAUGUGAUAUUGCAUGUAUUUUUUCAUAAUGUAUGUUAACUCUUAUAUUCGUAAUGUAAAUGUAAUACUAAACUUCAUUUCAUUUGCCAAAUUAUUAAAAUGUUAAGUUGAAUGUAUAAUUAAUAUUCUUGAUUGUGAUGUAAUAACUUAAUUUAUACUGUGUAGCUGAUUCGAUUGCAUUAAAAAAGAUAAGGAUCAAAUAAACUGCUUUAGUUAUCCACUUUGAUUUCAUUCUAACUGCCAUCUAAAGUCAUAUUAGUUUCAGAAUAAUUACUUUGGUAGGCAGUAGUGUUUUGACUGUAAUAAUCGUGAAAUGUGUAUUGCUACUUAAAACUUGAAAAAGUUACUACAGUGUCAUAUUUAUUCAUGAAUGUAAAAGUUAUUAUGUAUGUGCAAUACAAUAUUCAUAUGUGUUCCAUAUUUGUUCUCUCCUAUUCUCAAGCACGCUGUAAUCCUUUAUACUGCUAAUAAAAUUUUAUAUGACAAACUA
Molecule: messenger RNA, 9572 nt
Organism: Stegodyphus dumicola
Lineage: Eukaryota; Metazoa; Arthropoda; Arachnida; Araneae; Eresidae
Gene: Mad
Product: mothers against decapentaplegic homolog 1
Biological process (GO): SMAD protein signal transduction; cell differentiation; anatomical structure morphogenesis
Cellular component (GO): heteromeric SMAD protein complex
Molecular function (GO): RNA polymerase II cis-regulatory region sequence-specific DNA binding; DNA-binding transcription factor activity, RNA polymerase II-specific; I-SMAD binding
Source: RefSeq, a predicted model, not a curated record